UCAGGAUGAAAGUUUACUUAACACUAUUAUCAACAUUAUUAUUAGUUGACUAUGUUAUGUCCGCACAGUUGUUGUUGAACGAUACUAAGCCCAGUGCCGAUCCCCGACAUAACACUGACUACUAUGAGAAGCUAACUAUAACUCAAAUCAAGGAUCAGAUGGACAGGGAUAUGCUAUACGUUAGCAGAUUGAUGGAUACGGCCGAGCAGUUAGCAGUGGCCACUGGACUCAUAAUACCGCCGAUGUUUUAUCGGGACGCGCGUGAGUUUGUCCUGCAAACACUGGCACCGGAAACCUUGUGCACACUAGACUCGUGUCAAUCGGAUACUAAUAAGACAUUGUAUGCUAUGAUAGCACGCGAUGUAUACGGUUUCCGACAUAUGACUGACCGGAUAGUCAAUGAUAGGCAACACCAACAACAGUCGGUGUUCAGUACUACUACCGAUACUACCGGUGCCGAUGCCGAUGAACAGCAACUGUUGGCUGAUCUCGAGGCUCGUGAGGAAUCACUGUUUCAGGCACUGACCUAUAUUGCCGAUGUCAAGUCCCGUGGACCCAAUGGACUGGUAUUUAUGUCAACGUUUCAUAAAAUGAUCUAUACAUAUUUGGAAAAAGAGUUUCCCAAAAUUAACCAGGCUAUUCAACAAUUGCCAACCAGUGAUAUACGUAUCAAAAAUAUACAAUUGCUCCUGGAUGAUUUACUAUUGCUUACAAAAGAACCAUGGUGA
Molecule: messenger RNA, 728 nt
Organism: Oppia nitens
Lineage: Eukaryota; Metazoa; Arthropoda; Arachnida; Sarcoptiformes; Oppiidae
Exons: 3
Coding region: 6-728 (240 amino acids)
Source: RefSeq, a predicted model, not a curated record